AUGAAAGUAGUGUUUUUUUUCUUUUUUGGAAUAGCAUAUAUUUUUUCUAAAGAAAUUCUUGAAAAUUCAAAUUUAUUAAAAUCAGAAAUAAAUAAAAGUCCUCAGACAAAUAACAUACAUUCAAAAUUAUUUGAAAGAAUAUCUAGAAGUUUUUUAUCAAAAAUAACAUUAACCACUAAUGAUAAAUAUAUAUAUAUAUUAGCUUUAAUCUUAGAAAAAAAUCAUAGUAAUUCAGAAUCUUGUAGGAGGAUACUUGAAGAAAAAUGCAAAGAGUUAAACAAUUCUAUUUCUGAACUAAAUAAUAUUUGCAAUGAUAUAAAUUCAUUAUGUCAAUCGAAGGCUUAUAGCCUUAUUCUUUCUGAAGUUCAGAAACUGAGUAACAGAAUUAUUUCAUUUUUAAGAAAAGAUUUACCGAAUGAAGAAUGCACUAAGUUGGAGACAGAAUGUUUUUUUUUAGAAAAUGUAUCUCUUGAUUCUAUUUUUAAAUUAUGCAAUGAAAUAAGACAAUUUUGUUACAUGAUAGGGCGCCAGAAUGUAGCGGAUUACAUUCUUUUGAAGGCAUUAUAUGGAUUUUUGGAUACAUAUGAUUCUUGCAAAUCAAAGAUCGAAGAAAUUUGCUUACUGUUAAGUGUAGAAAGCGAUGAGUUACUCUACAAGUGUUUAUUAAAAGAAACAACAUGCAUGGAUCUUGUAAAUAUUAACAAAAAUAAAUGUAUUCCCCUUAAGAGGAAAAUUGAAACUACUAAUGAUAGAAAAACUUUGAAAGCUGAUUGCCUUCAAUUAUUUUAUGAAUGUGGUAUGCAUUCUCCAAACUGCAAAGAUGUGGGUCCUACUGUCAAUUCCCAAGAAUUGUAUUUAGAAAACAAAGAAAGUUGUUCGAGUUUGAGCAUAACAGAUAUACCAAACCAUAACAGAUUUCCUUUAACUGAGCAAGGUGUUUUUUUUAAAGAGACAUUGGGUCUUUCUAAUAUCUAUGCAUAUGCAAGAUUAUAUGGUAUUAAUAUCAGUAAACGAACGACAGCGCUUAAUAUUAGCUAUUUUUUACAAUUAUUAUCUCAAGAUUUUUUAUCACAAGAUCCAUUACCAGGAAAUUUAGAGGACUCUUAUGCUUUAAAAACCAAAUGUGAAAAAAUUCUUAGAAACAACUGUUCAUCUUUUACUUAUCUAUUUUAUGAGUUUAAUUUAGAAUGUCAAAAAGUUAAUAAUAAUAAAAUUUCAGAAACAUGUAAAGAAUUAGGAAAAAAAAUGAAAGAAAAUUGUCAUAAUUUAAAAGAAACUCUCAUGAAUAAAGUCUUUAAUUAUAAUAUUAGUAUCAUGCAUUAUGCAGCAAUAUCGUAUAUUUCUUGGAAACAAUUGCAACAUGACGCACUUACAGAUCAGCAAUGUUCAAAUUUGCAAUCAGAAUGUUUUUAUUUGGAACGAAGUUGUUAUCAUGUGCUUUAUUUCUUAUGUAGUAAUUUGAGAUCUUUGUGUUACAAGAAAUCACGCGAUGCUGUAGCAAUUACUGUACUCAGUGAUACACUUGGUGAAAGUCUUUAUAAGAUAUUAAAUAAUAAGUUAAAUAAUAACUUAUUAGAUCACUGUAUUGAUUUGUUGUUAAAAAAAUAUCAGAAUAUAAAUAAAAACAAAGACUUAAUAAGAAAAAUUUUAUAUCCAAAAGAAACAUGUAUAAAAUUGAUUAAAGAUUUUAAGAACAAAUGUCUAACUACUAAGAAUAAUUUAGAAAAAAGUACAAUGAGUUUUUUGAUUGCUUCAAAGGUAAAUGUUUGUGAAACAUUAGGGCUUCAGUGCAAACAAUUAACUCAGGAUUGUUAUAUUAUUUUGAAGAAUUCAUGCGAUGCGUUUCAUAAACGUUGUAAUCUUAUAAAAGAGUCGAAUGAAUUAAUACAUUAUAUGCUUAAAAUCAAGAAUAAUCCACUAAAGGAUGAAGAUAUUUGCAAAAAGAAACUUAAAGAACUUUGUUUAUCAAGAAAUUUAAAUGAUAAACUAACUACUAAUAUUUGUAAUAAUAAAGCAUGGGCAUGCAGGAUCAUGGUAAUGUAUACUUAUAAUCAUUGUCUUCAUUUUGGGAACAAUUUAGAAAAAUGUAAGAUUCUUCUUCUUUCAAAUGAAGAUAAAAUAACUAAAGACGAAUGCACUAUAUGGGAGACUUAUUGUAUUAUGCUUAGAGGAAACUGUCCUAGUAUUCUUGAUAAAAAGUGUAGUACACUUAGAAAUAGUUGUUCUCGCUUUAGUCAAAUAUCAGAGCCUACUUCUGUAUCUAUGUCUACACAAUCUUCUUCAAGUUCAAUAUCAGACUCAAAACCUACUUCUGUACCUACAACUUUAGAAUCUUCUUCGACAUCUGUAUUAGAUUUAGAACCUACAGCUUCAGAAUCUUCGACAUCUGUAUUAGAUUUAGAACCUACAGCUUCAGAAUCUUCGACAUCUGCAUCAGAUUUAGAACCUACAUUGGAUUCAAAGUCCACAUCAUCCAUGAUAAGCAAACCUACUACCACAACUAGAUCAAAGGAUGAUGAUAAAGUUAUUGGUAAUCAUGGAACACGAUUGAAUGGAUUUCAAAAAAAAUUAUUUUGUUUCAUUAUAUUUGUAAUAAUAAGAAUAUUGCCCAUUAUUUAA
Pneumocystis jirovecii RU7 is the source of this 2619-nucleotide messenger RNA. RefSeq lists its product as uncharacterized. The coding region runs from base 1 to 2619 and encodes 872 amino acids. Lineage: Eukaryota; Fungi; Ascomycota; Pneumocystomycetes; Pneumocystales; Pneumocystaceae. The record is from RefSeq and is a predicted model, not a curated record. The transcript has 2 exons.